GGCCUCCCGGUACCGGGAAGACUACCACGGCCGCGCAGAUCCUGCGCCAGUGGCUUUGGGACAGCAGUGGCGAAGGCUGCAAGGCCCUGGCCGCGGCGCCCUCACGCGCCGCAGCGCGGCGGGUCGCCGACGCGUUACCGGAGGAGGAGCGUUUCUUCCUCCAGUGGCGCGCUGAAGAUGGCCUGUGGGCUGAACAUCGGCGCCGCUUCUGCUGGUCUCGGCUCGCAGUCGCCACGUGUGCCGGAGCAGGGCACGACCUUUUCGACGAAGGCCUCUUCCGCUGGGUGCUCCUCGACGAGGCCACACAGGCGACGGAGCCGGAGGCACUCAUCCCGCUGGCAAGGUGCGGCAAGAGCGUUCACCACGUCGUGCUCGUGGGUGACCCGCAACAGCUGCCACCAACGGUACUCUCGAUGGCUGCGCAGAGACUGGGCUUGGCUACCUCCCUCUUCGAGCGUCUGGUGGCAGAGGUUGGCCCAAAAGAAGUCCUCCUGCUUGACAUGCAAUUCCGCAUGCUGCCGGCCUUGGCUGCCUUUCCGGCUGCGUUUUUCUACCAGGGCCUCCUUGCCACGGGCCGGUCGGAGGAGGAGCCAGAGCCUCUGCGCCACCACGAAACGGUCAACUUCACCGGCGUCCGUGGCUACGAGCGAAGCGUCGGCACUUCCUACGACAAUGCCGCAGAG
Symbiodinium sp. CCMP2456 is the source of this 683-nucleotide messenger RNA. The record is from the annotation of a GenBank genome assembly. NCBI's taxonomy places the organism in Eukaryota, Dinophyceae, Suessiales, Symbiodiniaceae.